AUGCAGCCAGAGAAACGAUCCAUCACCUCUUUCGGCGACAAGGAGACGCCCAAUGAUGAAUACACAAACUUUCAAGCAUUUCUGGACAUCUUCGGCACCUGGGACAAUGAGACCUUCUUUAAUACGCGCCGCAUCAUGUAUAUGCGUCGAUGUUAUUUCCAUACGGAAGCGAAUAUGCCACAGAUGGGCUCCAUUUACACAUUCCCCAACUGCAUUACCAGAUGCCGCAUACGCAGCAUAAUUGCCCUAUGCAAGUGUCUGCCCUUCCAGAUGCCCCUGGAAUUGGUGGAGAGCUUCGACGGACUUGUUUACUGCACGCUUGCCCAUGUCGCUUGCCUCUCCAAUUACCAAUUUAAGUGGAAUAAUGUACUGACCCAGAGACUUCGGAUUCCGGGCCUGGAGCGCGAGUCAGAGGAAGCCUUGUUCUGCCCGCAGUGCCUGCCUUCGUGCAACGAUGUUCAGUACAGUGUUUCGCUCAACGAGCUGCCAAUCGAUACUUACCUGGCGAACCUAUCACCUGACGAAGUCGACACUAGCCUGGGCACCGAUUUGUCCGUCCUGAGAGUGUUUUUUGGAAAGCCGAAUGCCAAUUACUAUAUGCGACUGUUGAACAACGAAUGGUUUGAGAUCUUCAGUAAGUGUUUGAAACGUUAG
Messenger RNA from Drosophila navojoa, 654 nucleotides. Its product is annotated as pickpocket protein 11. Gene Ontology annotation, biological process: sodium ion transmembrane transport. The record is from RefSeq and is a predicted model, not a curated record. NCBI's taxonomy places the organism in Eukaryota, Metazoa, Arthropoda, Insecta, Diptera, Drosophilidae. Gene Ontology annotation, molecular function: ligand-gated sodium channel activity. Gene Ontology annotation, cellular component: plasma membrane.